AUGUCGCCCAAUCCGCCCUCUAUUUCCGUCGUCAUUGUCGGCGCGGGCCUGGCCGGCCUAAUGACCGCAAUUGGGCUUCGCCGGGCCGGUCACCAAGUGACCGUGCUAGAAAAAGCACCCGAGCUGGGACAAAUCGGAGCGGGCAUCCAAGUUCCCCCAAACGCGACUCGGAUCUUCAAGGCCUGGGGCCUUCUAGACGCCCUCAACGAGGUCGCGGAGGUGCCGGAAUCAGCCACUCUGCGCUCAUACCGCGGUGAAGCACUAUCCAGGAUCUCCCUCCUGGAGACAAUGGAACCCACCUACGGGACGCCCUAUCUGUCAGUGCACCGGGUGGAUCUCCACCACCUGCUAGCGCAAACGGCGAAGGAAGAGGGCGCGCAGAUCCGACUAGGAGUCGAUACCCAAGACAUCAAGACAGCAGGAGACCGUCCAGUCGUACAGCUAGCAGACGGAGAGAUCAUCGAAGCGGAUCUCAUCCUCGGCGCGGAUGGCGAACGCUCAACCUGUCGCCGCAUUCUCCUCAACGAGCCGAACAUGCUCCGGGACAGUGGUGAACACGUCUACCGAGUGACCGUUCCCAUCCCGGAGAUCGCCGCAGCGGACGAGGAGCUGCAAAGUCUGCUGAGCCCGCCGCAGAUCAACCUCUGGAUCGGCCCGGGGGGCAACGCCCUCACGUACCGGCUCAAGCGCGACAACCUCUUCAACGUGGUGUUCAUGCAGGAGCACGGGCCCGAGUCGGACGUACCGUUGAUCCCUCAGCGCGUCGGCAAGGAGGUCGUCGCCCAAGAGUUUCAAAAUGGCUGGGACCCGAAGUUCUGGCGCAUCCUGGAUUUGACGUCCGUGUGUACCCGGUGGACGUUGCUGGAGAGCGACAUCGCCGCGCGCUGGUCGGACGAGACGGGCCGUGUGGCGCUCAUAGGCGACGCCGCACACGCGAUGGGACCUUAUGCCGGACAAGGAGCAGCCCUAGCCUUCGAAGACGCCGCUGUGCUCAGCACCCUCUUCCAGCGCAUGGUCUCCCCCGCGCAAAUUCCCGACCUCCUAACCAUCUACGAAACCAUCCGCAAACCUCGAGUCGAGGAAAUGAAGCGACAGGUACGCUGGAUCCGCCAAAGACACUCCAUGCGGGACGGGCCCCAGCAAGAGGAGCGGGACCGACAACUGCGCGAGCAGGCCCCAUUCGCCGGCACUGCCAAUUUCCUGGCGGACCCGGUCUUCCAGCCUUGGAUGUUUGGCUACGAUGCGCUUGCCGAGGCUGACAAGGCAUGGAAGACGUUCUCUCGGGGCGAGUUCCCGGGGACUCGCGGGACGUGGAGGGAAGGAGUGAAUGGGUCAUCAUGA
Messenger RNA from Aspergillus heteromorphus CBS 117.55, 1341 nucleotides. RefSeq names its product FAD-dependent oxidoreductase. NCBI's taxonomy places the organism in Eukaryota, Fungi, Ascomycota, Eurotiomycetes, Eurotiales, Aspergillaceae. The record is from RefSeq and is a predicted model, not a curated record. Gene Ontology annotation, biological process: secondary metabolite biosynthetic process. Gene Ontology annotation, molecular function: monooxygenase activity; FAD binding. The transcript is spliced from 3 exons. Bases 1 to 1341 code for a protein of 446 amino acids.